AUGGCACGAUCUCACAAUAAAUUCGUUAAACAUAAUGGCUAUACAUCAUCUGAUGAACACUAUCGGAAAGAAUAUAGAAAAUCAGAUAGAAAAGCCUUUAGAAAAACAAGUAGAGAUGUAUUCACGAAUGAUAUCAUAUCAAUAGUUAACAAAUUAGAUGAAAUAAAACCAUCUAAACCUGAAAGGCAUGUUAUGUGUCCAAUGUGUCAAGCCAUUUGUGAGAGACAUUAUAAAGAAAUUGAUCUUACUUAUGAAAAUGGUAUAAUUGACCAUGUAAAUGAAGAAAUUAAGGUUCAAAAACAAAAAAUUAAGCAACAAUCAAAAGAGGAAAAAUUUAUUCAAAUGUGCAAAUCAAGAUCAGAGCAUAAAAAGAAGAAAAUUAUUAAGAAAAUAGAGAGAAAUGGUGGAUUGAAUGAAUUAUCAACUAAUCAAAUUAAUUCCAUCGUUCAUUCAAAUACUACAAAUAAUAAUACUGAGAUUAUUUCAGAAAGUGAUGAAACUGAUUCUGAAACUGAAUUACAUUUAGAAAAGUUAAAGAGGGAAAAACUGAAAAAACAAUAUCUUUACAAAUGUUCAGCAAAGGAAAUUGAAAGGUAUGAUGAAAAGCAAAGUCCUCAAGUUUUUAAAUUUGUUAGAAAAAUGAAAAAUAAAUAA
Naegleria gruberi is the source of this 654-nucleotide messenger RNA. RefSeq lists its product as uncharacterized. The record is from RefSeq and is a predicted model, not a curated record. NCBI's taxonomy places the organism in Eukaryota, Heterolobosea, Eutetramitea, Acrasida, Naegleriidae. The transcript has a single exon. The coding region runs from base 1 to 654 and encodes 217 amino acids.